AUGACAUCUGAUCAAAGUCCAACAAAGCUACCCAGCUCAGAAAGCACAGCAAAUGAUAUUACUUUUGAGGUACAUUCGAAUCUUGUGAGCUCAACGGAUCUUCUGGACGUUCUCACGAAAUGCUUCGAACGGGACAAGUUCGCCGUAGAGAUGAGGCACAGUAUUUUUAUAAUCAAAGUCAAACAACCUCAAACGGAGAAAGAGAAAGCAUCGCUAGAAAGGUUUACUAGUGGUACGUAA
Colletotrichum gloeosporioides is the source of this 240-nucleotide messenger RNA. RefSeq lists its product as uncharacterized. NCBI's taxonomy places the organism in Eukaryota, Fungi, Ascomycota, Sordariomycetes, Glomerellales, Glomerellaceae. The record is from RefSeq and is a predicted model, not a curated record. The coding region runs from base 1 to 240 and encodes 79 amino acids. The transcript has a single exon.